AUGGCUCCCAGAGUUGCAAUCGUCAUAUACUCGAUGCACGGACAUAUUGCCAAGAUGGCCGAGUCCAUCCACGCUGGUGUAAAUUCCGCAGGCGGGAAUGCAAAGAUACUACAGAUCCCAGAGACGUUGCCAGAAGACGUCUUGAAGAAAAUGCAUGCACUUGAGAAGCCUCCGUACCCAGUCAUAACGCCCGAGAACAUGAGAGAAUACGAUGCGUUCCUCUUUGGCAUCCCAACGCGUUUCGGAAACUUUCCAGCCCAGUGGAAGGCAUUCUGGGAUGCAUCUGGAGGAAUUUUCCAUGAAGGUGCGCUCUCUGGCAAAUACGCGGGUAUCUUCGUCGGAACAGGCGGUCCAGGAGGCGGACAGGAGAUAACUGUCUCAAACUCGAUCUCGACGUUGGUGCACCAUGGCAUAAUUUUCGUCCCGCUCGGUUAUAAACACGCGAGCCAACAGUUGGCAAACAUUGAGGAGGUGCACGGUGGAUCGCCCUGGGGAGCGGGUACGUUUUCUGGAAGCAAGGGAGAACGUUGGCCGUCGGCGCUUGAACUUGAGCUGGCAAAGAUACAGGGGAGCAUGUUCUAUGAGACUGUGUCGAAGGUCAAUUUUUGACAGGGCAGUACAAGUCAAGGAUUGAAGUCGAGCUUUAUUGUGUUUAUGGAUUGCUUUGAAACUGUGUAUUGGAUAUAGAAACAAUGUGAUAGC
Messenger RNA from Fomitiporia mediterranea MF3/22, 702 nucleotides. RefSeq names its product 1,4-benzoquinone reductase. Bases 1 to 609 code for a protein of 202 amino acids. Lineage: Eukaryota; Fungi; Basidiomycota; Agaricomycetes; Hymenochaetales; Hymenochaetaceae. Gene Ontology annotation, molecular function: NAD(P)H dehydrogenase (quinone) activity; FMN binding. The record is from RefSeq and is a predicted model, not a curated record. The transcript has 4 exons.